Molecule: messenger RNA, 6996 nt
Organism: Periophthalmus magnuspinnatus
Lineage: Eukaryota; Metazoa; Chordata; Actinopteri; Gobiiformes; Gobiidae
Gene: frem1a
Product: Fras1 related extracellular matrix 1a
Exons: 37
Coding region: 179-6757 (2192 amino acids)
Biological process (GO): cell communication
Cellular component (GO): membrane
Source: RefSeq, a predicted model, not a curated record
GGCUUUUGAAAGCUGAGGAGAGUGGACAGGUAGAGGAAAGUCAACAGCCAGUCCAGAUGUGAGUGAAUCAGGGUUUCAUGUGAAGAGUACAAACCAAAGGCAGAAGAACAUAUGUACUACUUAGAGCUCCACCAUUUCUCACUGACAAGAUCUGUGUCACUCUUUGAAACUUUUGAAGAUGCACUCACUGGGACAAAUAUUAGCCUGGACUCUGCUUCCAGUUCUUCUCCCUGGACUAACCUCCUCAGCUCUGGGCUCUCUCGUCAAAACCAACAAGGGACUAAAGGUCAAACGGGGUCAGUCAGCCUACCUGCAGGACGGAGACCUGCAGUUCCACAUCCCCCGUCACAGAGAUACAUGCAAGGUGGAGGUGGUGCUAAAUGAGCCCAUAACUCAACGCGUGGGAAAGCUGCAGCCUCAGGUGUUUGAUUGUCACUAUCUCGCUGAUGAGGUGAAGUAUGUUCACAACGGCUGUCCACUAUUGCAAGAGGACACUGUUAAUUUGCGACUAUACAGGUUCACAGACAAGCACACGUACACUGAGAUCUUCACUCUCCACGUGGACAUCAUAGAACCUGAUUGCAGCAUUAUCCGACUGGGCCCCAAGUCUCUGGAGGUCCCAGAAUUCUACAGCCUUUCUAACACUAUAGAUGGGAAUGUGGUGUCCUUCCAUUAUGAGAGGAAAUCCAGUCUGGAGUGCACUGUCCACCUGAGUAACCAUGACAACCAACUGCCCACUCAUGGACAACUGGUCACCGGUGAACCACAAGAGGCUACCAAGAGAGGGGACGAGCCAGAGAGCUUCAUUCACCUCCGCCAGCAACUAGAUAACAAAGAGCGGGCUAUUUGUAAAUCUGAAGACUGCCUGAGGGGUCUGAAGCUGGUAAAAUUCUCAAAAGUUCCUUGUGAUGACUUCCUGGUUAUGGGCCUAAAGUACCAGCACAUUGAUCCACCAUCCCCCGACAUAGACUACAUCCAAAUCAGACUGGACCUCAAGGACACACGAAGUGGCAGCAUAUACAAAGUAUGUUACUAUGACUUUUGUAAUUUGAUGGUCUUUACGAUGGAGCACGCCUGGAUUCCAGUGCGGAUUCUUGGAGCGAUGCCAAACCAACCUCCCAAAGCCGCCUUUAUGUCCAUGUUCAUCUUGGAGGUGGACCAGUUCAUCCUGACCCCCCUCUCUACGGGCACCCUGGACGCAGAGGACGAAGAGACCCCCAAACAGCUCCUUGUUUUCAACAUCACCUCCCCUCCCUCUGAAGGCUUCAUCACCCACCUGUCCGACCACACCCAGCCCAUCUCUUCCUUCACCUGGCUGGAUCUCAAUGACAUGCUAAUCGGCUAUCAACCUCCAAACUCCUCCCACAGCCAGCGUAGGAAUUACGAGGUGGAAUUUGAAGUUCAUGAUUUUUACUUUGAGAGGAGCUCAUCCAUUACAGUCCACAUGUCUGUUAGGAAUGCAGACACCAACGCACCUAGAGUAUCCUGGAACAUGGGCCUAAGUUUGCUGGAGGGUCAGUCUCGUCCAAUAACGUGGGAGCAGCUACAGAUUGUGGAUAACAACAACCUGAAUGCUGUCCGUAUUAUUACUGUGGAUGGCCUGCUGCACGGACAUCUAACUGUCAGAGGUGGAAAGGGCUUCAUGUUUACAGUGCAAGAUAUAAAAGACAGCGUGGUUUGCUAUCACCAUGACGACAGCGACUCCACCAAAGACUUCAUCAUUUUCCGGAUCACGGACGGCCUACACCAGACCCGCCACAAGUUCCCAAUCAAGAUCCUGCCCAAAGACGACAGCCCCCCCUUCCUCAUCACCAACAUGCUCUUGGAGGUGUCAGAAGGACAGACAGCUCUGCUCCCAGGCUCCACCCUCCAGGCCUCAGAUAUGGACUCCAGCCAUGACUACAUCCUCUUCAACAUCACCAGACCCCCACACGCAGGGGAGCUCAUGAAGAUACCAGGACCCGGGGUCACAGGAUAUCCUGUCAGCCAUUUUCUGCAGAAGGACCUGUCCCAGUCCCUGGUUUACUACAGACACCGGGGACACGAAGUGUUUGAUGACUCAUUUGAGGUGGUGCUGUCUGAUUUUCAUGACCCCCCAAACCUGUCAGAGCCUCAAGUUGUGAUGGUCCACGUUGAGCGUGUGCCCAACCAGCCCCCUAAAGAGGUUCCUGGCACCAGCCGCUGUCUGGUCGUCAAGGAGACAGACGUCGUCCAUAUCACGCGACAACAGCUCCAUUUUAUCGACCAGGACUCCUCUGACAGUGAGCUGACAUUUACUGUCACCACCCCUCCCUUCUACACUGGCCCACACAAUAGUGUGGAUGCUGGACGCUUGUUUCUAGUGGACAGCAUUCCCAAGUUUACCAAAGAUGCCAAUGCACCAGUGCUCAGGCUUUUCACACAGCAUGCGGUCAACUUCAUGAAAGUGGCCUACAUGCCUCCAAUUGUGGACAUUGGUCCAUACCCUCAAUAUAUCCAGUUCAUUCUGUCUGUAACCAACCAUUUGGGAAAAACAGUGACUGGAAUCUGCUUUAAUGUCACAAUUUUACCACUGGACAACCAGCCGCCACAGGUUGUCACAGCGACCCUGUCUGUGGAUGAGGGAGGGGAGAGCUGGCUGGGCCCUGAACAUGUGAUGCUGUCAGACAUUGACUCAAAGAUAGAGGCUUUAACACUGAAGCUCCAGAAGGAUCCACAGCAUGGGUUUUUGCAGCUCUCUGGCACCCCCCUCAAACCAGGCCAAAGCUUCUCUUUGCAGGACCUGAAAAACAUCAAAAUCAGGUACAUUCAUGAUGGCUCAGAAACUUUAGAGGACAGCAUUGAACUGAUUGCCACAGAUGGCACAAAUCCAGUCAGUUUUGUUCUGCCUGUUAAGGUGACCCCUAUUAAUGACGAGGUCCCAGUGCUGGCUGCAGGUUUGAAGCCUCUGCUGAGCUGUGCAGAGGGAGAGGAGGCUGUGAUCACUGCAGAGUACAUCUAUGCCACAGACAUAGACAGUGACAACAGCAGCCUGGCCUUUCUCAUUGCACGGCAACCCUAUCACGGGGUAGUGCUGCGGAGUGGGGUGGUGGUGGACCGGUUCACUCAGGCAGAUAUCACUGCUGGCAUUAUUACAUACAAGCAUACCGGACUUGAAAUUGGACUUACACCUCGCCAAGACACCAUCACCUUUGUGAUUUCUGAUGGAGAAACAGAGAGCUCUAUGUGCUGUGGUGGGAGGAGCAGGUCAAGUGGUUCUUCUCUGAUCCGGGACAGUCUGCCUGUGUAUGACCUGCACAUCACUGUGUUCCCUGUGGACAACCAGCCUCCUGCGCUGACUACAGGGGGCAUCUUUGUGGUGGAUGAAGGUGGGACAGCAUCCAUUUCUGCCUCUCAUUUGAAAGCAUCUGAUGAGGACACGCCUCUGGAUGAGCUAGUCGUCAGCCUCGUUUCCUCUCCUCAGUUUGGAUACAUAGAAAAUGUCCUUCCCAGCCCUGGCUUUGAGAAGAGCAACAUGGGCAUCAGCAUAGCUUCUUUUUUGUACAAAGAUAUAAUCACGGGCCAUGUGAACUACGUACAGUCAAGACAUGAAAGGAUGGAGCCUACAGCUGACCAGUUCAUGCUAAGUGUAUCUGAUGGCAAACAUACCUCCGCUCACGUGCCUUUUUACAUAAUUAUUAACCCCACAAAUGAUGAAGCCCCUGAGUUCAUGGCCUUUAAUAUCACUGUAACCGAAGGGGAAAUGAAGCCGUUGGACUUGUCUGUGUUAAAUGCAGUGGAUAUGGAUGUACCAAAGAAUUCUCUGCAGUUUAGUGUUGUCUCUCCUCCUUUGCAUGGAAACAUUAUGCAGCAUUUCAGUGACAGAGCAGCCCAUGGGAGAGGGGACACCUACCACUCUUACCCCCAAACUCAAGUGUUUGACUUUACCAUGGCUGAGCUAACAAAUGGCUUAGAGCUGAUGUACAUGCAUGAUGACUCCGAAAACAUGGAGGACAGUUUCACCAUACAGUUGACAGAUGGGAAGCACAAGCUACAGAGACAAGUGAUGGUUAAAGUGCUGCCAGUCAAUGAUCAAAUGCCUCAAGUCAUAAGGAACAACGGUCUUGAAGUGGAGGCAGGGGAGACCAGGCUAAUAUCCAGCAUUGUACUGUUUGCUCAGGACAGUGAUACCCCCUCUUCAGAAGUCAUGUACAUUUUUGAAAGUACUCCGGAUCAAGGAUUACUUCAAUUUAAGGAAGGACAUGACUGGGUGACAAUGACAGUUGGAAGAAACUGCACCCAGGAAAUGAUCAAUAUGAACCUAUUACGCUACGUGCACACAGGCAUGCAUAAGGAGGAGUUACAUGACCACUUUGUCUUCUACUUGUUGGACGGAAAGAAUCGAUCACCAUUGCAGCAUUUUCACAUCUCCAUCAGGGAUCUCGAAAAGGGAAACAUAGCUAUCUUUGUGAAGCCAGUGAACGUGACCCGCGGGGACCGGGUGGUCCUCACUACAGAUGCACUCUUGGCCACAGACGGGACAGACAUGCCCGAGGAACUUCUCUAUGUGAUCAUGGCCCAUCCGACCCAUGGGCACAUAGAGUACAUCAGGCACCCCGGGCUGUCCAUCUCCACCUUCAGUCAAAUGGAUAUAGCUGCUAAUAUUGUAGCUUAUGUCCAUGAUAAUCGGGCAAGUGCGGCAAAAGAGACGUUUGAGUUUGUUGUAAGCAAUGGUAAAACCAGCAGAAAUGGAAGCUUUGAGAUCUCCGUGGAGAUGGUAGACCGCAUUCUGCCCUCUCUGUUCAAUAACAAAGGCCUGAUAGUCCCCCGCGGGUCCUCCAUGAUCCUCGGUCCGGACAGUCUCUCCAUGUCUGACCCAGACACCCCACCCAGCGAUGUGACUUUUUCUCUCCUGCAACCUCCCCAAUAUGGCCGCCUACUGUUGGAUAGUGUAACCCUCAGUACAGGAUCAAACUUCACACAGAGGAACAUCCAGGACUUGGAGCUGAUGUACAAACAUGAUGGAGGUCCUGCUCUGAUCGAUCGAUUUGCAUUCACUGCCUCUGACAGCACCCACCGAGGUUUCCUAUUAGAUGGAAAAUUACAAACUCAACCGGAAUUCUUCACUAUUCAGAUACAAUCGUUGGACCAGUCAUCUCCUGAGGUAGUGAAGCUGCUUCCCCUAUGGAAGGUGGAGGUGUUAGUAGAUGGUCGCUAUGGGAUCUUUCUGUCCUCUCGAGAGCUGAAGGCCCAGGAUGACCACAGCAGAGAGGAGGAGCUGUUGUUCUCCAUUGUCCGACAGCCGUACUUUGGAUACCUGGAAAACAUUACGACAGGGGGCUUUUUACCUCCACGUUUUGCCCAGACGGAGCUGAACAAGAGGAACAUUGUGUACAUUAUAAACCCAGACAUGGAGUCUCUAUCAGACAGCCUGGACUUCAGCGUGUCUGAUCCUCUGGGGAACACUGGGCCCUCUCACACACUUCAAUUGAGCUGGGCCCGGCUAGAGCUCUCUGAGGAGCGUUUUUCUGUCUGUGAGCAGCAGGGGGCAGUCUCUCUGGACAUCAUACGAAAGGGGAACCUAGCAGAGUCUUCAUAUGUCACAAUCAAAGUGAAGGAUGUGACAACCACCACUGGGAAAGAUUUCAUUAUAAGCCCUUCAUCCCUAAUUCAGUUUGAUCCAGGAGUUUCAAAGAGGACUUGGCAGAUAAAGGUAGUCCAGGAUCAUCUUGAAGAGGCUGAGGAGGUGUUUGAGGUGCAUCUCGUGGCCCCAGAGAGCUGCGUCAUCGGCAGAGUCAACAAAGCCCAGGUCACCAUCAGAGAUUCAGGAAGAGGAUGUACUGGAAAACAGCCCCAUGAAACCCCUGCUUUAGGAGGUAGAGAGGUGGGGCCCAAGCCGUACCCUGAACAUGGGACCAUCACGGUGGAGAAGCUGCCUCUCGAUCCCGAGUCUGUGGUCUGGACUCGCGGUGACAGCCUCAGGAAACCUCAGUCUAUUCAACACAAGAAGAAAAUUAGAGUGACGGGGAAUCCCAAAUCUAUUGCACCAUCUUCAGUUUUUCACAAUGGGACAGAUACAAUCUACACUUAUCAUGGCAUAAUGACAAUGCAAGUGGAAGAUGAUUCAACCCCAUCCAGAAAAGGCAGGAAAGCGAGUAUCCAGGUGAUCAACCAAGGAGCACACCUACAGGCUCUGACCAAGAAAUCUAAGAACAGUGUUAGGAAGAGCAGCAGUGUAGUCAAACCAGUCAAUAAUCAAAAUGAAACUGAAAUCUCCGUUCCUAAAGUGUGUGUGCCUGAACUGAUGGGACUCCUGCAUUUUAACCAGAGCACAGGCAAGCUGUAUCACUGCAAUGGGGUGUCAUGGAAACUCUGGGCUCCUUCUGAAGCGACGGUGAGUGCUCAAAAGUGCGCUCGAGGUUGGACAUUUCAUGGUGGAUACUGUUACCUGAACUUGGAGCAAAGAGCUACAUGGUUCACAGCCAACAGGGCCUGCAAGGAGAGACAUAAAGGAACGCUAGCAAGUGUGCUCUCCAAAGUAGACAUGUACUGGUUGUGGGAUUUCAGUGGACGCAAGCCAUUUUGGAUCGGUCUGAAUGACAGGGAGGGGAGGGGCCGUUGGGAGUGGAGCGGUGGGGAGCCUGUGACCUACACCAACUGGAGGAAGACGCCUCCGAGAUCCAAGAUGAAGAGUGACAAAAAGUGUGUUCUUGUGUGGAAACGAGCAAAGUGGCAGAUCAGGGACUGCAAGACAAGCAGAAACCACCGCUAUAUAUGCUCUAUAAAGACAUCAACAUAAUAUCUACAAUAAUGGCAGAGCAAAAGUUACAGAAGAGAAGGACCCUAAGGAUUGUGGGGGAGUUUGAAUGAGUUUGAUAUGCAUGUUGGACUUGGCGAUUUUGCAAGAAUGAAUGAAUUACUACUCCUGUAAAUAUAAUAAUAUAAUUUUUUUUCAAUGUUUGUGUAAUAAUGGUCAUAUAAUGAUGUCUUUAAGUAAUAUUUGCUCCGUUUUAUCUAUUUUUUUGUUCUUUGUGGGUA